Messenger RNA from Lobosporangium transversale, 4356 nucleotides. RefSeq lists its product as hypothetical. The record is from RefSeq and is a predicted model, not a curated record. Bases 287 to 4252 code for a protein of 1321 amino acids. The transcript is spliced from 2 exons. Lineage: Eukaryota; Fungi; Mortierellomycota; Mortierellomycetes; Mortierellales; Mortierellaceae.
CAUCUUUUCUUGCAUUUCAAUGAAGUGAUUGGCAAAGUUUUGCACAUUAGCCUAUAAACUUCAUCUGUGGAUAUACCUUCCUGGGAAGCGUGUUGAACCCUAUCGUAUUAUUUUACCAUUUUUAGUGGAGUGACAACCAGUUGGCUUUGGCAGCAUAAAAUCCUUUAUCAGGCAUACCCUAAAGGCUUUCUCGAUUCAGAAGGGCAAACAAGAAUCAGGGCUUAUUAUUAUUAUUAUUAUUGUUGUUGUUGUUGUUGUUACAAAACAUAUACGCAUAAAAAAAAAAAUGUCGUCCAGCAUCUUAGCACUUUUGCCGGAUUCGAUUUCCGCGCUGCUCCUUGACAACUCUAUUAUUCAGUCGCCGAUCCCAACAUCACCAUCCAAAAAAACCCCAUCUACCUCAACAACCACAACAACAUCUUUGGAUCCUCGGAUUCUUAGGUCUUGGCUUAAACAGAUCCCGCGUUCGACUUGGAUCCGUCUUGGAUCUGAAUGCCACAAUUCAGGAUUUGCAGCGGAAGCAGCAGUGGCGAUCAAGGGGGCCAAACCUGCAGCUGCAUCUUCCGUUUCCAUGUUCUCAACCGCGGCAACUGCAGCCAGAGCUGCAGCUUUACUAUCCGAUAACGGAAUCCCUAGGAUCCUGAAGACCAUUGAGCGCCGAAGACGACAAUAUCAACAAUACCAGCAAGAGCAAGAGCAACAAAAAAGUGCCCGGAGCAUAUCUGGAGAAGACAAAAAAGUGGAAGAAGAAGAAGAGGAGGAGGGUGCUGCAACAGAGACACGACCAGCAUUAUGGGACCUUUAUGAGUUUUAUAAAACACAUUGCUCAUCGACGUCGCCACUAUCAUCAGCACUCAAGGAAAAUGGUAAAGGGAAGAGACGGAUUCCAGGAGGUUCAGAGAAUAAUCGCCAUCAUCAUCAGCCUCAGUUUUCACCCUGGCAACUUGAAUUUCUAAAAUCUGGAUGUCCUGAAUUGGUGAUCCAGGUAUUUUUGGACACGUUUUUAGAACACGGACCACGACACGGUUUCGAGCGUGAUCUUCCUAUAGACUUGAUUGAAGCUCUAGAUUAUGAAUGGCGUUCGUCAUCACCAUCACCAUCAUCGUCAUCAUCAUUAUCAACAGCUGCCACAGAAACCAGUGCUGCCACAGUAGUAGAGACGGCAGCAAUAGCAACAGUGGCGGCAAAAGCAUCCAAGAGAGCCGUGCUGGCAUUGAUUCAGACUCUAAUUUCAUGUCGCCGAUAUGCAAAGAAUCAUAAUCGUGAUUCAAAGCAGGCGGCGGCCGCUAGAGGGCUCGUCCUUGGGGUACUCGGACGGAAAAAAGGUUCGUCUGCUGAGCCUAUGACUGUUAUAACAGAAGCUGGGUCGACAACAGCAGCGACAGGGGUUGAUAUUAACAAGUUUGAUGAGCAACAACAGGAAUUAGACCAGGCUUGCCAUCAGCUAGCAUUAUUAUUAGCGGAAGCAUGUGCAGCGCUGGAAGUAUUCUUUGAGACAGAACGUGGACGGAAUCUUCCAAAGCUUUUAGCUUUGUAUCAACAAGAAACCGCAGCGGAUGCCAAAAUGCAAUCAAGAUCUAGUGGUAGUGCGGGUAGUAAUGUUGGUGGCAUCGGCACUAGCGUCAGUGGAGGUGGAUCUGGAUCUGGGCUGGACAGAGGUAUCAAACGACCACUCGUCGGAGGAGGGGCAAGUGGUGUUGGUAGCGGCUUCAAUGGAUCGGAUCCUCUAGAUCCUGUUUCAAGGAAACGUCUCAAAAGUACUGGAGGAACCGAGACAGGGGGAUCACUCAGUGUAGUCUCGUCAACAUUGUCUCCGACAGCAGCGUCCAGCCCUUCUUCUUCUUUAUCAACACCAACAGGGGUAUUAGGACAGCAGCCCUCACCUGCGUCCCCGUUGACAACUGUGGCGUCACGUGAUAAUAGCGCCGACGGCAACAAUGGAGGCGAUAAAACAAAUACAAAGCCGUUUAAGACCACCUCUCAAUUUGUGGACCAGGCGAUGACAGGAUAUGCAUCCGUGCUUGCCUCACAAACAUCGUCUGCUACUGGCGGUGCUGGAACUGGAGUUGGAGUUGGAGCCGGAACAGGGGCCGGCGGUAGCUUUGUACCAUCUACACACCUGCCAUCCACUUCAACUCUUGCAAGCAGCGUGAGUGCUCAUCAACAGGCCAAACUCUCGAACCCACUAUGGUCUCCGAUCAUGGGCUUGACUCAUCUACCACAAUUACCAACCAAAUAUGCUGCUCAGGCGGAUUCCGAACUGGAGCGGUGGAUCACAUUGCUAGGGCAUAUGGAUGGGGCAGUCUUCUCUGAAAAGCUGGUUGGGUUGAUCAAGUCAGUUUAUCCAAGCGACCAAAAGUUCCUGUUAGACCAGAUCUUGAUUGAUUUUAUGUGUUGGGAUGGAAGUGGUAGUAGUAAUAGUGGCAGUAGUAGUAGCGGUGGCAUUGGUGGUGAUCGAGAUCGAGAGCUUGGUGCGGAAGGGCUGGCUUUUUCAGCAGCAAAGUACUUGAAGGAAGGAUUGGUCAGUAAUAAUGACGCAGCAACGAUGGCAACAGCAACAUCAACAACAUCAGCAACAGGGGCGUUAACAAUGAAAACAAAAUCAAAUAUUAAGACAGGACAAUGGGUCAUGGAAAUGAUCAUGAGUGCGUUAGUGGGUCUCGUAAUUAAACCAGAGGAGAGCAGUUCCUACCUAGAACCUGGGUCUAAAAAAUGGAUAGAGCCAAUUGAGUUUCCAGCCGAUACUUUCACAGCUAGUGGCACUAGUGGUAAUAAUACUGUAAAAAAUGCAGGGGAUGGUAGUGCGAUGGCAUCAUCAAAUACAGCUGCUGGCACAGUAUCCAUAUUACGUCCAUCUGCAGCGUUAGGAGGCACCAAAAAGCGUCGUGUUCGUAACUUGUAUAACCGUCGAGUGAGUCCAUUUUAUGCAGUGCUGACAAUGUUCCAAACAAAACGCGUUGUGGGUAGAAUCAGCGGGAUGAUCUACUCGAGUGGGGACGAUUUGCCAGACGACUUGGCUGGCGCAGGAGCAGGAGGCAUUGCAGACUCCGGUGCCGGCGGAGUUGCCGGGCUGGAUGCACAGGAACUUUUGAAGCAAGUCAGUGAAACUAGCUCGAUCACAAAUGCAGCACCUAAACUAAUGUUGAAUGAGCUGGAAGAGCCUGAUCCAAUGGUGGCCAAAAUGGACCGUAGAAAAAAGGCAAAGAAGUUGAAAAAGCGCGAGAAGAAAGUCCAACUCAAGUUACUGAAAAAAAUGGAGAUGGAAGGAAGGGUUGUCCACGGUGAAGGAAAUACCAUAUUAGGAGGCGGAGGGAGUAGUGGAGGCAGUGGAGGAGCGAGCAAUUUCAGUAUUAAAGAUUUAGAUGCAGAGGAAGAGAUUGACCGAAGAGCCAAGAUGGACUUGGAUGAGCAGGCAGCGGAUGUGGAGGCACAACUAGCAGGCUUCAGCGGCCUGCGAUCGGAUAGUAGUGUGUUGCCUAAGAAUGGCAAACAGAGCGACAAAACAAAAGAUGGUGACCAUGAAGCUAAGAAAGAAAAAGAUAAGGAUGAAGAUAGGGCACAGAGUAUAGGUGGUGUUGAGAGAGAUGAAGACGCUCCUGAUUCACCGCCGAAUCAUCAGCCGCAUGAUGAUGAAGAGGAUGAUACUGAGGCCUUAGAGCUGGCUAGACAGGUGGAAGCAUCUCGUAUAGUGUGCCAGGCGCCUCUCAAUGUAUUAAUGUUUAUUUUGCAGUACUUAACGCGAGCUAACCAAUCUGGGGCCCUGGAUUCAUGGAUUACGGAUGCCCUGUCUGCAACAUUACCAGCACUGCAGAUACAGUAUUUUGAGUGGAUGCUAUGCUGUUUAGCCGUGGCACUAACUUCACCAUGGACUUCAUCAUCAUCGACGUCAGUUGGUGAAGCUGCUGUAGCUGCAGGAUAUGACUCUGGAGAUGUUGUAGUGUUCGAGGAGGAAUUACUUCGAUUGCUCGCUGUUCUUUUAACAGCUCAAGGAAUAGGGUAUGAUCCUGUUCGAACUGCAAUGGAGAAUGUAGAGCGGGCACAUCGUGAUCUCAUGAGAGGAGGGAAGGGAGAGAAUGCUGCUACCAACGAACAAACGAAGGCUAGCCCUGAAGACGGACUACGAAGAGGAGAGAGAGGAGAAGAAACGCAGAUGGAGGUAGAUAAUGAUGUGACUACCAUUGCGGAAAACCGUCCCUGUAGCAUCCAAGGACCAUAUUGGACAAGGGUCAAGACUUUGCUUGCAAAUCAUUGAGUACAGUAAAUUAGAUGUCUUUGAGAUAGCCUCAGCGCUCCAGCUCUCUUUUCUGCUAGACGUUCGUGGUAAAAGACGAAAACAAUAAAAAGCGGCAAUUCAAC